Messenger RNA from Perca fluviatilis (European perch), 1559 nucleotides. It is a transcript of the gene ska2, whose product is annotated as spindle and kinetochore associated complex subunit 2. Gene Ontology annotation, biological process: mitotic cell cycle; cell division; chromosome segregation. The record is from RefSeq and is a predicted model, not a curated record. Lineage: Eukaryota; Metazoa; Chordata; Actinopteri; Perciformes; Percidae. Bases 100 to 774 code for a protein of 224 amino acids. Gene Ontology annotation, cellular component: spindle microtubule; outer kinetochore. The transcript has 7 exons. Gene Ontology annotation, molecular function: microtubule binding.
CAAUAUGGCGCACACACAGCCGAAGCGGUCCAAUCGGCUUUCUCCAUUCCUGACAGCUGGCCAAUGACAGAGCCCGCAUCAGGCUGAAAACUAUUCAACAUGGAGACAACAGUUGAAAAGCUUGAGGCGAUGUUCCUGAAGUCCGAGGCAGACCUGGAGUACAUCGAGAAGCGGCUGAAGCUGGACUUCAUCAACAACGCUGCAGAGAAUGGAUGUCCCGCUGAGGAGAACCCGGCGCUGAUGCUGGAGAAUCUGAGGGCCAUCAAGGCCAAACACACGGCGCUGUGCUCCCAGGUGAAGGAGAUCUCAGCCGCGCAGAAAGAAUCCAUGGCCUCCAUCAGGAGCGACCUCAGCAGUGCCAUGGAGCUGGUCCAGCACCUCCAGCAGACUGCUGAUGUGGAGGUUCCGCCGCUGACGGCGCCGGAGCAGGAGGCAGCGGAGCUCCUGGGUACAGCGGCCAGUGAGACCACAACAGAGGUGCCUCCUGCUGUAGAGGCUUCUGGCCCCCAGCAGCCACUGAGCUCUGAGUACGAGGAGCUGAGUGAAGCCAUGUUGGAGACGGUUCCUCCCAGCGUGCGCUCCAACAUCAAGCUGGCCGACCUCAACGCCUUCUACCAGCAGCUGCAGCAGCACCUCGGCAACAACAGCAGCUCCCUCAGUGUGCAGAAGAUGAAGCAGUUGAAGAUGAAGGUGAGCGAUGCCAAACUGAAGGUCCUGCAGCACCUCUCUUUAGUCGAGCUGGACCGGAGAGGCCACGUUCGUCUCGCCAUGUGAGCUGAAUUCAACCAAUGGAGACUGUUGAGUGGGUGGGUGUUGUUACUGGCUGGGCUGGAUUUGGCCGCUCCUCCACCUGUCCCACCUGGAGUAUGGAGGGGGGGGGGGGGAGCAUUGGCCAGACCAGAUGCAUCCAGGCCACCAGAUGUUUGUGGGCACAUGGGUCAUAUUUUCAGUCCAGAUGCCGUUUAUUCUUUGAUCAGGUUUUACCUGAGCUAUAUAAAAAUUCUUGAUAAAUGUCUUCAUAUGUCUGCAUAUGAGUGAUGUGGAUAUUCCUGUACUAUUGUAGACCGCAGUCUGAUUGUAUCAAUCAGUCAAAGGGGAUACCUUUCUGCAUAAAAUAUGGAACCCAAAGGAGAAUUAUGAUUGCCAUUAAUGGGCUAACAGUCAUAUUCACCUACACAUCUAUGGUCAAUUCAGUGUUCAGGUGCGUAGACUGAAAUUCAGAAUGUUGAAGAUUAAAUGGCAUUCAACAUCUUUGCUUGGGCCAGUGUUCCUGAGGAGAGGGCGGAAGGACUGUCAAAGGAAACAAAGGUUAACCAUAAGUGGGAGGGGGGGUGGGAUUGUUUAAAAUCAGACGGUGUGUCUUUGUAUAUCAUUUUUAUUUGCAUAUCCUUAAAUAGCACAAUGUAAAAUAAAAACCUUUGCAGAAAGUGUUUUCUUAAAUGGCUCUAAGGUUGGAACCAUUGGACUCAUUGGGUCAAACUGUUUUUUUCUUUUAACAAUCUGUGUACAUCAAAAGGACUUCUGAAAAGAAUUCAUUAAAAUUCUUUUAACAAUUCAAA